Molecule: messenger RNA, 511 nt
Organism: Mycotypha africana
Lineage: Eukaryota; Fungi; Mucoromycota; Mucoromycetes; Mucorales; Mycotyphaceae
Exons: 1
Coding region: 147-347 (66 amino acids)
Source: RefSeq, a predicted model, not a curated record
CGACCAUUAUAAUAAAAGCAAGUACUGCUCUCCCUUCCUUAAUAUAUCAUAUUCAAUUACACCGAACUUGAAUUAGUAGAAACGUUAUUAGAUAGCAACGUCGUUUCAGUAGUUACAAGAUAGGUCACAUUCAUCUUGUUCAAAGUAUGUGGCUCUACAGAGUAACACACUUCUGGAAGGUGUCCAUCGAAAUCAAUAGCUUAUUUUCCUUGAUUUCAUUCUUUGUUGACAGCCUGGCUUUUUCACGUCUGAAUCUCUUGUUCUUGUCAUCUCUAUUGAUCAACUGCAUUGUUCUCUCCUUAUUCACUACAUUUAAAGUAUAUGUUAUUCCUGAAGAAACCAUUUAAAGAAAGCAUUAUGCAGAGUUUUUUUUUCAAUCCCUUUUGUUAAUGCACGUGCCCGAAUGAAUUUUUGUCCUAUCGGGUUUGCAAAAAAUAUGUAAAAUUUUACUUGCUGCCAUAAUUGCCUCCUCUUUUGUUUCUUCUUUUCUUUCACCUAAACUCACCUGUCA